AUGGCAACUGAAAACGAGAAGGCGCCAGCUCAAUCUCCGGCUUCAGCUGUGUCUUCAUGCCGGAAGAAGAAGAACGAAAGUGCCACUUUCUUGGAAGAUGUGAGGGACCACAUUGAUGAGUUCAUACAUGCUUCUAUGGACGAACACAAAACUUGCUUCCAGAAGACAAUUAAGAAGAUGUUUGGCAUGUCCAAAAUUGUUGCGGAAAGGAGUUCCGAGACUAAGGAAGUGGAAAGCAUUCUGCCUCUUCAGACUACCGUAGCUAAGUAA
This is a messenger RNA of Striga hermonthica, 270 nucleotides long. The record is from the annotation of a GenBank genome assembly. NCBI's taxonomy places the organism in Eukaryota, Viridiplantae, Streptophyta, Magnoliopsida, Lamiales, Orobanchaceae.